This is a messenger RNA of Syngnathoides biaculeatus (alligator pipefish), 3051 nucleotides long. RefSeq names its product potassium channel, subfamily K, member 10a (gene kcnk10a). The transcript is spliced from 7 exons. NCBI's taxonomy places the organism in Eukaryota, Metazoa, Chordata, Actinopteri, Syngnathiformes, Syngnathidae. The record is from RefSeq and is a predicted model, not a curated record. Gene Ontology annotation, molecular function: potassium ion leak channel activity. Gene Ontology annotation, biological process: stabilization of membrane potential; potassium ion transmembrane transport. Bases 350 to 2077 code for a protein of 575 amino acids. Gene Ontology annotation, cellular component: membrane.
CCUGCGCAGGAUGCAGUGCUUUUUAAAACACUGGUACAUCACGACGUACGUAAAAUCCGCUAGAAGGUUCGCGUCACGUCCCUGGAUGGCGUCCUCACUUUGUUUAUCCAAUCUUGAAUGUUACUGGAAAUGCAGUAGGUGUGCGUCGUAGGUGAAGAAGAGGAAGAUGAGUAGUGUCAAGCCCCCCAAGUCACCACGCCAGACUCUUUCGCGGCAAGGAUGUGUUAUUAUUCGCUGCCCUUCGCCAACUUCUCUCGGUUAAAGGCAACGCUGAAGACCGCAAGGGCUCCGAGAGAUUAACGAAAUCUAGAUUUUACCCAGAGAACCGUCACCAGCCUGGACAAACAAGAUGAAAUUUCCGAGUGAGAAUCCAAGAAAACCAAGAAACAGCCCGUCACCAGUGGCAGUUCAGACUAACCUGGUCCCACCCAAAAAGAUGCAGCCAGGUAUGCUUCAAUCCAGCCUUGUGCACGCCAGCGUGGCUACCAUGCAAAACCCGAUGGGCUGCUCUUUGCCCCGACUCUCCAUCUCCCGGCCCGCAAACAUGGUGGUCAGCAUGGAGGCAGUAGCUGAUGGCUCAGCUCCUUUCACCAUGAUGAAACUGAAGACAGUGCUGGCAGUCUUUGUGGUGGUUGUGGCCUACUUGGUGGCAGGAGGACUAGUGUUCCAAGCACUAGAGCAGCCAUUUGAAAACAACCAGAAGAUAACCAUCACAACAGAGAAGGCAGCAUUUCUGCAAAAACACCCCUGUGUGUCCCAAGAUGAGCUGGAGGCUCUCAUCAAACACUCUGUUGAUGCUGUGAAUGCUGGUGUGAAUCCUGUUGGCGACACCUCUUAUAACUCUAGCCACUGGGAUCUGGGUAGUGCCUUCUUCUUUGCUGGAACAGUUAUCACAACAAUAGGGUAUGGUAACAUUGCUCCAAGCACUGAGGGAGGAAAGGUUUUCUGCAUUCUAUACGCAAUAUUUGGCAUCCCACUUUUUGGAUUCCUCUUAGCAGGGGUUGGUGACCAGCUAGGGACCAUAUUUGUUAAAAGUAUUGCCAAAGUAGAGAAGAUGUUCCGGAAUAAACACAACCAGAUCAGCCAGACCAAAAUCAGAAUAGCAUCCACCCUUCUCUUCAUCCUGGCUGGCUGCAUCCUGUUUGUGACCAUGCCAGCUGUGAUCUUCAAAUACAUCGAAGGUUGGACAGCUCUCGAGUCAACAUAUUUUGUCGUCAUCACAUUGACAACUGUUGGGAUAGGAGACUAUGUGGCAGGCGGAAAUCGGAGGAUUGUGUACCGCAAGUGGUACAGACCGUUGGUUUGGUUCUGGAUCCUUGGUGGUCUGGCCUAUUUUGCUGCAGUGCUAAACAUGAUUGGAGACUGGUUGAGGGUGCUAUCCAAAAAGACCAAAGAAGAGGUUGGGGAAAUCAAGGCCCACGCAGCAGAGUGGAAAGCAAAUGUGCGAGCGGAGCUGAGAGAGACAAGGCGGCGUAUGAGUGUUGAGGUCAGUGACAAACUGCAGCGAGCUGCCACUAUCCGCAGCAUGGAAAGACGACAGCUCGGCCUGGAUCAGCGUGCAGUCUCCAUGGAUAUGCUUUCUCCAGAAUGCCGAGCAAUCUUCAACAGUCUGGACACCAGCAGCUACAAAACCUCCUCCCAGGAGAGUAUUGACACUAAGUUGAACAAUAUUCAACUAAGGAGUGCUGAGCGGUGCGGCCGUCAGUCCAAUCACCAAACCACAUCCGAGGACAACAUUUUUAAUCGCCUUGGUUCUGUCACCAAACUGGCAAAACGCAACAGGAAUCGGGACUUGAAGACAAACGCCACAGAAGAAGCUCGCCGUCCUAAUAGUGAAGCCUAUGGUUGGCUCACAGCCACUUUUGAUUGUAGCACACCUGUUGUGGAUGAAGUGAAGAGGAAGGAUGAGGAAGACGACAAGACUGAAGACAAAGAGUGCAAUACCAGCUUCUCUGAAUUUCCUUUGUUUGUGGAAGCUUACAAGUCACAUAAUGGGCUUAAUCUUGAGCAAACCAAAGAGAACAAGAAAAAUGAAACACUUGAAAUGAAAGAGCUGCAUUUUGAGAUGGGCACAUAGCCGUCUGUAUGUCAAAGCAAUGUUUUACGAUGCCACCAUUUGUGCCUUAGGUUUUCUCUUUCACCAGUAUGUGCUUAUGCAGGGUUAAUGCCUGCCUCUUUGUGCUACAGUGUAUGAGGGUUCCUAUAUUUUUACUGACCGCAAGGUGUUACUGGUCCUUACCUCUUAUUAAAAACACUUUUGUUAAUGUAGCAUUAAAUGAUGGUCAUAGUUUACUCUACACCACAGUUUUUUCCCCAAAAAAAUAGUUUCCCAGGCUGCUACACAGCUUUGAAAUAAUAUUUUAUUCAUAAAAGAUAGUUCAAAUAUGUGUCCCACCACAAUGUCUUUAAAAGUUAGGGCCUUGGAUAAACUUUACAACAAUUGAAUUGGCAGGGUUACAAGUAAAUUGUGUUCUUUUAACAAUUACUAAUCAGCAGGUGUGAUAAAAUGCCUCUCAUUAAAUAUAUAAAAGUGUUUUAUUUUAUCUGAAAUUGAGUGAUAAUCUGAUAUUUUCAGACAUCUGUGCCAUUUCAUGAUUUUUCAUUUAAAUGGUUCUAAAAAUGUUCGGUAGCAGAAAUCAGAUCUACUUGCAAUUGUUACGCAACGCAGAGGGUCCAAAUAACAAUAAAAAAUCAAAUAUUGCAAUUUUAAUGCACUUAUUUUUUUCUAAACCAGCUCAUAAAAAUAUAGAAAUCCUCAUACAGUUCUGUUAACAUGCAGUAUUUUGAGUGCUGUAGGGAUACGAUAUACACAUUAUAUUGGCAUCAUCAUGAUCCAGUGUGAUAAUGCAAAAUACUUUCAUAGGUUGUGCAAUUCUAUGCCAAAUGAUGGGCAACAAGGUAAAAAACUGGGUAGCUCCAACAAGUGCUAACAUAUAACAACUUUGGUCAUACUUUUGUACCUUCAUCCAAUUCUUUAUGAGAUAAUAUACAAACUGAUUACAUGUACUGUAGGUGUAUAAGGUAUGUAAACAUAAUGGAUGUUUGUAAAUG